This is a messenger RNA of Dichotomopilus funicola, 4614 nucleotides long. Its product is annotated as ATP-binding cassette transporter PDR5. Lineage: Eukaryota; Fungi; Ascomycota; Sordariomycetes; Sordariales; Chaetomiaceae. Gene Ontology annotation, cellular component: membrane. Gene Ontology annotation, biological process: transmembrane transport. Gene Ontology annotation, molecular function: ABC-type transporter activity; ATP binding; ATP hydrolysis activity. The transcript has 4 exons. The record is from RefSeq and is a predicted model, not a curated record. Bases 1 to 4614 code for a protein of 1537 amino acids.
AUGUCCUUAACGGGGACUGGUUCCUUCGGGAACUACGACUUGACGGCCCAGACGACCGGCUCGCCGCUGGCCCGCCAGAAAACUCACGAGCAAGAGGAAGAGAAGACGGCAUUGGAAGCUAUGUCUUCACCUGUGGGCGAUGAGAAAGGAAUCAGGAGUCGUCCCACUUCGAUGGCUGGGUUGAACAAGAGCCAAGGCCCACAGUCGGACAAGGGAGUCCCAUCCUCAGGGGAUGCGACCGACACUGCUUUUGAGGACGACGAGGAUGCCGUCGAGGAGGAACGCCGUCACAGCAUUGUUCAGGCCCUGGCCAGAAAGUACACUUCCCAAUCCCAUGCAGCUGCCGAGGGGGUGAACCCGUUCACGAUCGCCUCGGACGAUAAGGAGUCGCCAUUGAACCCCAAUGGCCCGAACUUCAGCUCCCGGGCUUGGGCUAAGGCCGUCGUUAACUUGGUGACCGGCGAGGGGCACAAGUUCCGGACGACGGGUGUGGCAUUUCAAAACUUGAAUGUCCACGGCUUCGGGUCUACGACAGAUUACCAGAAGGAUGUUGGGAACAUCUGGCUGGAGGCUGUUGGCUUGGUGCGCAAGCUUACGGGCCACGGACAGCGCCGUAUUGAUAUUCUGCGGGACUUUGACGGCUUGGUUCGCAAUGGCGAAAUGCUGGUUGUGCUGGGUCCUCCGGGUUCGGGCUGCACAACUUUCCUCAAGACGAUUGCGGGCGAUUACAACGGGAUUUUCAUGGAUGGUGACUCGUAUUUCAACUAUCAGGGUGUGACUGCUAAGGAAAUGCACACUCAACAUCGCGGAGAGGCCAUUUACACGGCCGAAGUCGACACCCACUUCCCGCAGCUAAGCGUCGGCGAUACCCUCACCUUCGCCGCUCGUGCCCGUGCCCCGCGCCAACUGCCCCCCGGUAUAUCACGGGAUGGCUUCGCGACACACUUAAGGGACGUUGUCAUGGCCAUGUUCGGCAUCAGCCAUACUGUCAACACUCAGGUCGGAAACGAGUAUAUCCGUGGUGUCUCGGGUGGUGAGAGAAAGCGUGUCACCAUCUCGGAGGCCGCUUUGUCGAAUGCGCCGUUGCAAUGCUGGGACAAUAGUACGCGUGGUUUGGACAGCGCUAACGCCGUCGAGUUUUGCAAGACUCUGAAGCUGCAGUCCGAUCUGUUCGGCAGCACCGCGUGUGUUUCGAUCUACCAGGCACCCCAGAGUGCGUACGACUACUUUGACAAGGCGCUCGUUUUGUACGAAGGCCGUCAGAUCUUCUUUGGCCGCGCCGAUGCGGCGAGGCAGUACUUUAUCGACUUGGGCUUUGAAUGCCCCUCGCGUCAGACGACUCCCGAUUUCCUGACUUCGAUGACCAGUCCCCAGGAGCGCAUCAUCCGGCCCGGGUUUGAGGCCAAAGCCCCGCGCACCCCCGACGAGUUUGCGGCGGCAUGGAAGAACAGCCCUGAAUACGGCAGCCUGAAGGCGGAGAUCGAGGAGUAUAAGGAAAGCCACCCCAUCAAUGGCCCGGACGCUGUGGCCUUCCGCGCCUCCAAGAAGGCUCAGCAGGCCAGGGGCCAGCGCCUGAAGUCCCCGUUCACCCUUUCCUAUAUCCAACAAGUUCAGCUCUGCCUCUGGCGUGGGUGGAGGCGCCUGAUGGGCGACCCAAGUUUGAGCAUCGGCGCCUUGAUUGGCAACUUCAUCAUGGCCUUGAUCAUCUCCUCUGUAUUCUUCAACCUCCAGCCUAAUACCGACAGCUUUUACCGCCGGGGUGCGCUUCUCUUCUUCGCCUGCCUCAUGAACGCCUUCGCCAGUGCCCUCGAGAUUCUCACCCUCUACGCGCAACGUCCCAUUGUCGAAAAACACGCCCGCUAUGCGCUCUAUCACCCAUCCGCCGAAGCGGUGGCAUCCAUGUUGUGUGACAUGCCAUACAAGAUCGCCAACACGCUCGUGUUCAACAUAACACUGUACUUCAUGUCGAACCUACGCCGCGAACCCGGAGCCUUUUUCUUCUUCCUGCUCAUCUCCUUCGUCACGGUUCUGUCAAUGUCCAUGAUUUUCCGGACGAUUGCUAGCACAUCGAGGACCCUGUCCCAGGCCAUGGUCCCAGCCGCUAUCAUUAUUCUCGCCCUUGUUAUAUUUACCGGCUUCGUCAUUCCCAUCGACUACAUGCUCGGCUGGUGCCGUUGGAUCAACUACAUCGAUCCUGUCGCCUACUCUUUCGAGGCUCUCAUGGUCAACGAGUUCCACGGGCGCACUUUCGAGUGCUCUACGUACGUGCCUAGUAUGCGCUUACCCGCGUAUGCCAAUGUCGGGGAUAAGAACCACGUUUGUUCUUCGAUUGGGGCUGUGAUGGGCUCAGGUUUCGUUAACGGUGACGACUACAUCAACUCGGGGUUUCGCUACUACCACCAGAACAAGUGGAGGAAUUUCGGUAUCAUCCUCGUCUUCAUCGUUGGAUUCCUCUCUUUCUACCUGUACGCCGCCGAGAACGUUGCCGCCAAGAAGAGCAAGGGUGAAGUCCUGGUCUUCCGCCGUGGUCACAAGCCCGCCUCCUUCAAGGAGAACAAGGGCGACGCCGAGUCUGGCGGUACCCCUGUCGCUGGACCUGUCGUGAAGGCCGACAACGGACACGUCUCGGAUGGCCACUCGACCGACGGAGCCGGUAUGCUGCAGGAACAGAAGAGUGUCUUCCACUGGAACAAUGUUUGCUACGAGGUCAAGGUCAAGGGCGAAACACGCCAGAUCCUGAACAACGUCGAUGGCUGGGUGAAGCCGGGUACUUUGACAGCUCUGAUGGGCGUUUCCGGUGCCGGCAAGACGACUCUUCUCGACUGUUUGGCCGACAGAACCGCGAUGGGUGUUAUCACCGGUGAGAUGCUUGUUGACGGCCGCCCGCGCGAUACCUCCUUCCAGCGCAAGACUGGUUAUGUGCAGCAGCAGGAUCUUCAUCUCCAGACCACCACCGUUCGUGAGGCUCUCAACUUUAGCGCUUUGCUCCGCCAGCCAGCCCAUGUUCCGCGUUCCGAGAAGCUCGCAUAUGUCGACGAAGUUAUCAGGCUGUUGGACAUGGAGGAGUACGCGGACGCGGUCAUUGGUGUGCCUGGUGAAGGUCUCAAUGUCGAGCAGCGAAAGCGUCUCACUAUUGGUGUUGAGCUGGCUGCCAAACCCCCUCUUCUGCUUUUCGUUGAUGAGCCCACCUCCGGUCUCGACAGUCAAACCUCGUGGGCUAUCUUGGAUCUACUCGAGAAGUUGACUAAGAGCGGCCAAGCUAUCCUGUGCACCAUCCACCAGCCCUCCGCCAUGCUCUUCCAGCGUUUUGAUAGACUCCUGUUCUUAGCCAAGGGCGGCAAGACGGUCUACUUUGGCGAUAUCGGUGAAAACUCCAGGGAGAUGACCGCCUACUUUGAGCGCCAAGGAGGCUUCCCGUGCCCUGCCGAGGCCAACCCGGCCGAAUGGAUGCUGGAGGUCAUUGGUGCUGCUCCCGGCAGCACCAGUGACAUCGACUGGCAUCAAGCCUGGCGUAAUAGCCCUGAAUUUUCCGCCGUACAGGAGGAGCUUCAGCGUCUCAAGGUUAACGAGAAGGAGUCAAACCCCAUCAGCGAGGACCCUGGCAGCUAUCGCGAGUUUGCGGCCUCGUUCUGGCAGCAACUGGUGUUCGUCACCCACCGUGUCUUCCAGCAGUACUGGCGUACGCCUUCGUACAUUUACUCCAAGAUGGCGUUGUGUGUGCUUGUUGCGUUGUUCAUCGGUUUCGUGUUCUACAAGGCGCCCAACACCAUUCAGGGCAUGCAGAACCAAAUGUUUGCCAUCUUCAACAUCCUCACCGUCUUCGGCCAGCUCGUCCAACAAACUAUGCCCCACUUUGUCAUCCAGCGGUCGCUGUACGAAGUCCGCGAGCGCCCGUCCAAGGUUUACGGCUGGAAGGUCUUCAUGUUGUCACAGAUCAUCGUUGAGCUUCCCUGGAACACCUUAAUGGCUGGCCUUAUGUUCGUCUGCUGGUACUUCCCUGUCGGCCUGCAGGCCAAUGCCAUGGACGCUGGUCAGACAGCUGAGCGGGGUGGCCUCAUGUUCCUGCUUCUCGUCGCCUUCCUACUCUUUACGUCUACCUUCACCGACUUCAUUAUCGCAGGGUUUGAGACAGCCGAGGCCGGUGGCAACAUUGCCAACCUGCUCUUCUCGCUGUGCCUCAUCUUCUGCGGUGUCCUCGCGGGCCCAGACGUCAUGCCGCGUUUCUGGAUCUUCAUGUACCGCCUCAGUCCUUUCAGCUACCUGGUCAGCGCGAUGCUUUCGACGGCCGUCGCCAACACUAGCAUUGAGUGUGCCAACAACGAGCUCCUGCAGUUUAAGCCGGCCGACGGGAUGACCUGCAAGGAGUACAUGGAGCCGUACAUCAGCCAGUUUGGCGGAUACCUUCAGGACGAGGCCAACAACACCAUGUGCUCGUUCUGCACCAUCAGUGACACCAACGUGUACCUGGCUAGUGUGAACACGAGUUAUGAUGACCGGUGGCGCAACUUCGGUAUCCUUUGGGCGUACAUCAUCUUCAACAUCUUCGCCGCGCUUGGCCUUUACUGGCUUGUCCGGGUGCCCAAGAAGAAGCUCGGCAAGAAGAAGCAGGAGUAA